Messenger RNA from Coffea arabica (coffee), 882 nucleotides. The record is from RefSeq and is a predicted model, not a curated record. Lineage: Eukaryota; Viridiplantae; Streptophyta; Magnoliopsida; Gentianales; Rubiaceae.
AUGGGAUAUUUGGCUCCUGAGUACAGUCCUACUGGCCGGUUUACAGAGAAAAGUGAUAUUUAUGCAUUUGGGGUACUUUUGUUUCAAAUCCUUUCUGGGGUUCGAAAAGUAAACUUAGGAAAAACUCAGGACUUCAUGGAUAGAAAUCUCCAUGGAAAGUUCUCUGAACCUGAAGCCAUCAGCCCAGAUUCUAUAGCAAAGCUGAGUAUGAUCCCUGUUUCCUGCUUAUUGGAAGUUGUGUUUGACAAAAUUAGAUAUUCAAGAGAUACAAAGCUCAGCAUUGCUCUUGUCCUCCUGGGUGUUGGCGUCUGCACAGUCACUAAUGUUAGUGUCAACACUAAAGGAUUUGUUGCUGCCUUUAUUGCAGUUUGGAGUACUUCUCUCCAACAGUAUUUUGUUCAUUUCCUUCCACGGAAAUACUCUCUUAGCUCAUUCAAUCUUCUAGGACAUACAGCACCAGCCCAGGCUGCAUCUUUGCUGCUAGUAGGCCCAUUUCUAGAUUAUUGGUUGACAAACAAGAGGAUUGAUGCCUUUAACUUCAACGUACCAUCUUUGGUGUUUAUAGUCCUUUCAUGCACUUUUGCAGUUGGAACAAAUCUGAGCCAGUUCAUCUGCAUUGGCAGAUUUACUGCUGUCUCAUUCCAGGUCCUUGGCCAUAUGAAAACCAUUCUUGUUUUGAUCCUGGGGUUCUUAUUUUUCGGGAAAGAGGGUCUUAAUUUACAUGUGGUCAUUGGCAUGAUUAUUGCUGUUGUUGGAAUGGUAUGGUAUGGCAAUGCUUCUUCCAAACCAGGUGGAAAGGAGCGUCACAGUCAUUCAUCUCGAAGCAGCCAGCAGAAGCAUGGUUCAGAAUCUUCUAUUACAAAGGUGCGCAGAUUUUGUUAG